UGAGUCCAGCAUUCAGGAGAAGAAGGAUUACAGUGGCACAGCUCACAAGAUCAUCAGCAAACUCAGUGAGGAGAUCCAGCACAAACAAAACACUUCGAGGUUUAUCAGAGAAAACACUAAAAAUCAUCAGCGAACAGGACAUCUGCUGCUUCAGUAUGAAAAGACGCUGGAAGCCGAGCUAGAGAAGAGACAGGACAGCUAUAAUCAAGACAUGAAAAUCUUCCAGGAGAGAAUGGAGAGCUACAGGAACGUGUUUCAGCAGUAUAAAGAUCGAUACUGUCAGAACUCACUGGCUCAAAAACUGCUGAAGAUUCAAGCUGAGAAAGAGAAAAUCGAGAGGAGAAUCAGAGCAAUGGAAGAACAGAUUCUGGAAAAAGAGAGAGAACUGAUGGCAGCACUGGGUGAGGAUGAGCCAGACACUGAUGCUGCUGACAGUAAGUGUAAAGACAAUGACGCCCCACAAACUGAAAACAGUGAGUCGUUUGAUGAAAUGGACCCCAUAAUGCAGAGGCCUGAAGAAUAUGCAGAUGAGCACAUGGUUGCUGAAGAUGCUUCUGAGGAGAAUAAGGAUAAAAUAGCAGAAAGUGAAUCUCAAACUGACACACUUUGCCACGACUUAUGGACAAAGAACAAAACUGGAGAAGAUCAAAUGCAAGAAGGUGAUCCGAAGCAGUCAGAGGAGGAGGGGAAUAUGAAUGUUUCAUGUGCUUCUGAGCUCAUGGUGGAAAUGUCAGAGAAGGAGGAGGAUCAUUUGGAGGCGACCACAGCAGAUGUUCAGGAGGACACAGAGAGCGAGGGUGGCAUCUGUCCUCCUCCAACACCGGCUAGAAUAAAAGCCACACCGACCACCCCCAUCUUCUCUCUAAACAACAGUCCCAGUUCCUCACCUGUACGGCAGGAGAUCUCAGACACCAAGUCGCCCGCUUUUGUCUUCUCCAUGAAUUCUGGUCCAAGCACACCUGCGUUCUCUAAGCUGGGCUGUGAUUUUGCUGCAGAAAAGGCAUCUCCAUUUACCUUCACACGCUCCUAUUUCAGCGACAAGAAGUCACCAGGAUCAGCACCCAAGUUCUCAGGUUUCCUGUUCGAUGAAGCCGAGAGUCGUCAAGAGGAGUUUUCCUUCUCAUUUGGGACGGAGAGCCCUCGGCAGAACUCUUCCACACAGGACACGGCAGGAUCUGCGGAUUCAUUUCCAUUUUCAUUCAGCUUUGGAAAAAUGUAA
Messenger RNA from Sinocyclocheilus anshuiensis, 1219 nucleotides. RefSeq names its product formin-E-like. The transcript is spliced from 12 exons. The record is from RefSeq and is a predicted model, not a curated record. The coding region runs from base 212 to 1219 and encodes 335 amino acids. Lineage: Eukaryota; Metazoa; Chordata; Actinopteri; Cypriniformes; Cyprinidae. Gene Ontology annotation, cellular component: central element. Gene Ontology annotation, biological process: spermatogenesis; homologous chromosome pairing at meiosis; meiotic DNA double-strand break processing involved in reciprocal meiotic recombination.